Molecule: messenger RNA, 2127 nt
Organism: Plenodomus lingam JN3
Lineage: Eukaryota; Fungi; Ascomycota; Dothideomycetes; Pleosporales; Leptosphaeriaceae
Source: RefSeq, a predicted model, not a curated record
AUGCCACCAACCUUGCAUCCUCACCUGAAACGAGGCCUCGACUUUGGGCCUGUCUACAUUGAGCCAGAAGAUGCCAUCGAAGACCCUCCAAGCGGCCGGCAUUGCAAUCCCCAGGAACAAGAAGCGAAACGCAGACGGGUAGAAGCCAUUGCGACGCAAUAUUUACGUCGUGGGCGACUGCCCGUCAUCCUUUCAGCCGGACUGCGAGGACCUUUCGAUCAAGCGUGGAAGAACCCAUGGAUGACAGCUACAACUCGGUCCAGGAGACGGUCUGCGGAGAAGAGCACUGCCACUAAGUCAGGGAAAAAUCGUGCUGGGUCGAAGAACCUGUCGGAUUCUAAAGGCAAUGUCAGGGUUGAAUCUAUUGGGCCAAAUCGAAAGAAGAGUGGGAAAGAGACGUCGGAGGGAAGGAUUGCGUCGCCUGAGACUUCGAGGGCCACUACCGAUGCUCUCAGCUUUCGUGAGCAAGACCACAGCCUGGACGAAGUGGAGGUCGAAAUUCCACCUGCCACGGCACCUCCGCCUACCGAGGACAACGCGUCAGGAUCGACCGAGUUCUUCAGUGCAAACACCGGGAAAAUCAUUCAGACUCGAUCUCCUCUGAGUAACCCCUUUUGGCUGCGGCGUCCUGAAUCGGAACGAAGAGGGGUGAUACACUUCUCUCAGAAUGGCAAUGCAGAGGCUUCACCGACACAUUCUCGAAGUGAUCGUUCGAAGAGAGCUGUGGCUGAGAGUCACCAAAAGAGACUUUCAAGGACCUCUGCACGUGCUCAAAGCGCAUCUAAGACAACACCUCUAUCUGGAAAUUGGGGAUCCAGUGCUUCGGCUUCCAUGCUCAUCUCAUCACUGAUAAACGACCCUGGUGGCCCUCCUUCUGGUGAGGCUCCAGGACAACACCAUGAAUCUACAGAUGCUCAAAGCAAAGCGGGGGAACCAGCACCUUCAAUCAUUGGCGAUCAUAACCCUCAGCCAGUUGCAUCGCCUAGACGUGUCCCACAAAGUACUGAGGCCGAUCGACUUUCACAGCAAUCAGGUAAUCAUAAGACGCUGAGGACAAAUGGCUCAGCGAAUCGUGCAACGGUAGACGUACCAUCGAGCACAAGGAUACACAAUGCUCCACUGCCUCCGUCCUCGACGCUGACCCGUCGAGCUGCACGAGAGAAGGUUGCGGAAGGUGCUCCACGACACGACCGAGUGGCAUCACCGACGCUGGCUUCGUCAACAGGCUUCAAGUAUAGAAAAAUCUCAAAUCCUAGGAGCAGGACCGAGCUGCCAGAACCAAAGGCCAGGGCUGUGAACAUUCAUUCUUCUCCAGCUAAGAUGAGGACUGACCAAGAGAAGCACGCUGAAGGCAGUUAUAUCGAGGUUGAUGCGAUGCCUACCGUAUCCAAGGAGCAACAGGACAAUCGUGAUGGUGCCCAACGUCAUUCAGAGCUGUCAAAUUUGGCAGAUGAUAUGAUAAAAGGGCUGCACCAAGCAGAAGGCGACUCAGAGCAGCCCAGUCAUGAGUCAGCAAUGUCUACACAAGCGGCCAUGUUACUCGCAGCGCUCGAGUUUCAAGAGAGUACUUAUCGAAGUCUGUCGCCUGCGGAUACUCGAAGAUGGUCACAAGUGUCUGGAAAUAUAUCCCGCACAACGUUACACGUACCUAGUCCAGCGAUUACGCCGCUAUCGGUGUUCGGUAAACGGUUAGGGGAAGGAUUUUCCAAGGAUAGUGUACUGCGAGGCCCUCCAAUAAGCACACAGGACCUCUUCGGAGCUGCAUCGCCAUUUGCUUUCAGCACCAUGAAGAAGAAGCUCGCAGGUCCACGACAGAGCGACCUGGGAUUUGGGCUGGCUCAAGCACAUGAUGACGAUCUCACCGCCGAUGAAGUGGCCGAAAAGAGCCCCACCCCAACAGCUGAGCGAGUUCCAUUGAAGGCCAAAGGGAACACUCCGUCUUUGUGGAGCUUCAUUAGCGAUAAACAAUUGCAAGCGUCCCAAGAGUCCUUGCUACAUCGGUCGAGAAGGUCUGUCAACGAUGUUGAGCUUCCGCAAUUCGACCUUAAGACGCCGCUGGAUGAGUUUGAGGCCAACAGCGGGUUGCAUUUCACUGAUCGUUUCUUGCACAAUCUGGAUACUACCUGA